Etheostoma spectabile (orangethroat darter) is the source of this 7300-nucleotide messenger RNA. It is a transcript of the gene wnk4a, whose product is annotated as WNK lysine deficient protein kinase 4a. The coding region runs from base 243 to 4736 and encodes 1497 amino acids. The record is from RefSeq and is a predicted model, not a curated record. NCBI's taxonomy places the organism in Eukaryota, Metazoa, Chordata, Actinopteri, Perciformes, Percidae. The transcript is spliced from 21 exons. Gene Ontology annotation, biological process: protein phosphorylation. Gene Ontology annotation, molecular function: protein serine/threonine kinase activity; ATP binding.
GGAUAGCGCGUCAAAGCUGCGAGGGGCGGAGAUUGGUGCGCGCACUGGCAGCGCACAGGGCGCACAGCCCUCCGGAGCUCUAUUGAUAUAGACAGCGCUGUCCUUUCACCGGAGGUUAUGGCUAAGGACCUUGCAAAGAGAAGAGGACAACUCGGCUUAUUUGAAAACUAUGCGUUUAUGUGAACUGUUUUACGCGAUGGCUGUGAUGAGCUCCAAAUCAAACAGGAUUUGAACCUGCUACAAUGUCCCAUGCACAGGUUGAGGUACCAGGACGCGGUUUCCCAGGCCUCUCUGUGGAUAUGACUGACGACUGCUUAUACCGGGUCCCAUCCGUGCUGAGGACGCACGGUUUGGGCGCACGAAGAAACUCUUAUGGGCUGCAAAAGAUUAGCAUGGACAUUGAUUCGCCUCUAUACAGCGGCGUUCUUUCCAAAGCCUUGUCCUGGUCAGCUGAGAAUAUCCCUACACUGACCGAGUCCAGAGCAGAAGAUGAAAAAACCAACGAUUCUCCGCCGUUGCCUUCCCCUGUUUCCAGCCCGGGCACCAGCUCCAACACGCCCCUCAGCAGCCAGGAGCCCGACGCCGGGUCUCGCUCUGGGAACUGGGAUCCCGUCCCGAGAUCCAGCGCUCAGUACGCCAGCUCAGAGUCUGACAAUGAACUUCAAAACAAACCACACAAAACUUUGUCUCGCAUCAUGUCUGAUUCUCAGUGGCAGCAGGAGCAGGAAGAGAAAGAGGACGUGGAGACCAAAGCGGUGGCAACCUCGCCUGAUGGGAGAUACCUCAAAUUCAACAUAGAGAUCGGAAGGGGAUCUUUCAAGACUGUCUAUAAAGGACUGGACACGGAGACAACAGUGGAGGUAGCAUGGUGUGAGCUACAGACCCGUAAGCUGACCAAAGCAGAGCGGCAGCGUUUCAGUGAGGAGGUGGACAUGCUGAAGGGCCUUCAGCACCCGAACAUCGUCCGCUUCCACGACUCCUGGAAGUCGUCAGUAAAGGGCCAAAAGUGCAUCAUCCUGGUGACUGAACUCAUGACCUCAGGCACGCUCAAAACGUACUUGAAGAGGUUCAAGGAGAUGAAGCUGAAGCUGCUGCAGCGCUGGAGUCACCAGAUCCUCAAAGGGCUUCAUUUCCUGCACACACGUACUCCUCCCAUCAUCCACCGGGACCUCAAAUGUGACAACAUUUUCAUCACCGGCCCCACCGGUUCUGUCAAGAUAGGAGAUCUGGGGCUGGCCACUCUCAAAAGUGCCUCUUUUGCUAAAAGUGUCAUUGGAACACCAGAGUUCAUGGCCCCGGAGAUGUACGAGGAGAGGUACGACGAGGCGGUGGACGUCUACGCCUUUGGAAUGUGCAUCCUGGAGAUGGCCACCUCUGAGUACCCGUACUCCGAGUGCCAAAACGCCGCGCAGAUCUACCGCAAAGUCACCAGUGGAAUAAAACCUGACAGUUUCUACAAAGUCAAAGUCCCAGAGCUCAAGGAGAUCAUUGAAGGCUGUAUUCGUAUGAACAACGAUGAAAGGUACACCAUUCAGGACCUCCUGGAGCACCCCUUCUUCCAGGAAAACAAUGGCGUGCACGUGGAGCUGGCAGAGGAGGACGACAUGGUGAAGUCGGGCCUGAAGCUGUGGCUGCGCAUGGACGACACCAAGAAGCUCCACGGGAAGUACAAGGACAACAACGCCAUCGAGUUUCUCUUUGAGCUCUACAAAGACGUGCCUGAGGAGGUGUCUCAGGAGAUGGUGGUACUUGGCUUUGUGUGUGAGGCAGACUUUAAGCUCGUGGCCAAGGCCAUACGGGACAGGGUGGCGGCCAUCAAGCGCCAGAGAGAGAAGUUGAGGCGGCACGCGGAGGAGCGGAAGAAGAAGCAGGAGCAGGAAGCCAUAGAAGAAGAAGCAGAGACACACCCUCCUUUACCUACAGUCAGCGAGUCCCAGACACCGGCCAUCAUCCUGUCCCCCGUCACCAGCUCUGUGGACUCUGGCAUUAGCUCCAACUACCCUGCAGAGGCAGAGGAGCCCGAGGCAGACCAGCACUUCCACUUCAACAGCAUGUCCUCUGCUAACUCUGACUGCGAGACAGACGGCUAUCUGAGCUCCUCCGGGCUUCAGGAUCUGCUGGAGGCCGGACAUUUCAACACGUCUGCGACCCCUCCCACCACACGCACCAACACCUCGACUGCAAAUGGUCUCUCCAUCCCAGCCUUGCGCUUCCCUUCGAGUAUUGCAGUAUCCAGCAGCAUAGAGCAUGGCACCUCAAGGCCCACGAGUGGCUUCAACUCUCCUGUGGAAAGCUACGCCUCCGAUGUGACUUCAGGCUUGAGCGAUGGCUACGAGGGCCUAUCUGAGAAGAGCGAGAAAACGGCUGCAAAGCGAACUGCUGGGAAGCUUUUCAGGAGGAGGUCGCGCUCAAGGCUGCGCAUCACAGGGCUCUCUGAUAAAGUGGACCGGGUGGUGGAGUGUCAGCUGCAGACGCACAAUGACAAGAUGGUUACCUUCAAGUUUGACCUGGACGGAGAUAACCCUGAAGACAUUGCUGCUGUCAUGGUACACAAUGAGUUCAUCCUGCCAUCAGAGAAGGAGGGCUUCAUCCAUCGCAUGGGCGACAUCAUCAAACGGGCCGAGGCUCUGAUGGCAAAAGAGCAUCCGGUCCACUCUAGCGGGCACCGAGUUCCCCAGCCUGCUUAUCACAACAAUGUUAACCCGUUGUCUUCCUCACAGCCUAACCUGCAUACCCAGCCUCGACCACACUCCUAUUCUCUGCCUGGUAAGUCUCUCGACUGGUCUGAUGAAUUUACAGGGGUUUGUGGCUCUACCCCGUGCCCCAAUGAAGACGUCUUCAGUCCAGACAUUACUUCACCUGUGCGACCUCUACUACGCUCACAGUCUUUCCACAACGCCCCAGGUUCUCCCCUCCCUUUUCAGCACCACCACAACCCUGCGUCCCUCCUACCACACCACCAGCACUACUACUUGUCCUUCAUGGGCCAUAGUCCCUUCCCAUUCCCAUACCCAGGCUCUUCGGGUUCCCCCGAACCGGGCAUCCAUCCUCCACUCACACGUGUAGCUAGUAACCCCUCCUUCCCCACUGUAUCCUCACCAGCCCCCGGUUCCCCAAUUGUUCAGAAUGAGACCCCAAGCCCUUGCAGCAAUGAUGGUGCCGCCGUGUCUCCACCUGCCCCUCAGCAUCCCAACAUGUGGCCAUCCCACACGCAGCCCUUGUUUUCCUUAGCUAAUGUCAUUUCCAUGGCCAUGAGCAUGGCCCAGUCUUUCAUCCCUCCGGCAGGCAUGCCCACCCAGGGGAUGCCCUCCUAUCCAGGCUACCACCCCCAGCUACCUACUCACAUGGCCCCACAGUCAGGUUACCCCUCCAUCUACCCACAGCGGUACCAGACUUCAGCAGUAGAGGUGCCUUACCCCACAGCGCAGAGCAUCUACUAUAGCCCUGAUACGCUUCUAAUGGAAGAAGGCGGUUUUCCUCAGAGCAGUUAUCCUAGCUGGAUGCAUCCUGUUUCUCCACCUUCUAUGCCUUCCACUCCUCCACUGGUUCCUCAGGAGCCUUUACAGCAGGUUGGACUAUCCAGUCCCCCCAGCUAUCAUCACAGCCUGACCCAGGAGGACAGUCUCCACAAUUAUGUGGCCUCAUACUCAGCACAGGUUCCAGUCCAGGCUGAACCCAAAUCAGAAGUCUCCAGUUCAAAUUCCAUGUCAGAUCUGUCCUCAUCACCCUCAGAGAGCCCAGGAAGCACUUUAUCAUCCUUCAGCACUGCAUUGCAACCCACCAUACCUGAGAUGAAAACCAGAACCACAACACCAAAAGCCUCUUCCACUGAAUCUGAAGUCAUGUCUGCACCAGUGACUGUUGGGAGAUUCCAGGUGACACCCAGUAUGCACAUCCCUGGACCCUCUGUGCCAGUAGGUGCUGUACCUGCUGCACCGCAGCCAGCGGACAGCGGCAGCACCCUGUCAGAGAGCAGCACAGAGGAGCAGGGGGAGUCUGAGACGAGCCUUGCCACCUCCCUCACCAUGUCCCCCCCACUACCACAUCCCCACAGAGGGUCGACGGGGGUCGUCCAGGACGUUGACGGGCUGGUGGGAUGGGCUGGGAGCAAGGAGCAGCAAGUCAGAGAAGAAGAGGAUGAGGAAGAAGAGGAAGAGGUUAUUGGGGAACGACUGAGGACGAGGAAAAGGAGUCGGAGGAGAGCGCACAGCCUGAGCCUGAUGGGAACGUCCGCGGACAGCGGGCUCUCAGUGACGGCUGCUGAAAUGGAGGGGAGGCUGUGGGACGGAGCGCCCGACAGCCCGCAGUACAGCAAUGCCCUUCACCAUCUAUGGACGAUGACUUAUAACCGCAAUACUCCCUAUAUAAGCAGCGAUGACUCCGACAGUGAUGACGCAGAGAUGCUGUUAGAGCUUCAGGAACUCAGAGAGAAACAUCUAAAAGAGGUGCAGGCCCUGCAGGCCGCCCAGAAGAGAGAGAUUGAGGAGCUCUAUUUGAAGAUGGGGAAGGUUCCCCCCCCGGGCAUUGUCUCUCCUGCUGCUAUGCUGUCCAGCCGUCAGCGCCGCCUGUCCAAGGGGAGCGCCUUCCCCUCGUCCCGCAGGAACAGCCUGCAGCGCUUGGACAUGUUGCCGAUCCCAGGGAUCAUAAGGAGAAACUCCCUUGGAGGCAGCAGCAGCAGCUCCCAGGAUAAACAAGGCAAAGGGGUCACCUUUGCCACGGACAUUAGUAGAAAAUAAGAAACUCUCAGCCAAGCAUGCUGUAUAUCUGGACUACCUCAUCUGAAGUGUAACUGCAGUGGUCAAACCCGUCCUGUGAGCGGAUCGCUUUAACACUUUACACUGGCACACCGAUCAGCAAACUGCUUCCCUCUGCCAGUGGUCAUUUACCUCAACGUACAUAUGUAUAUAUCAAUUUUCAUCAAUAAAGCUGGAUUUACACAGGAACUGUAACAUCCAGCUUUCAGCCCUCCGUCAGAUCUGGUGAAUUUGUUGCUUUUGUAAAUAAGAAUUAACGGUUCAAAAUGAAUCAACUUUUGUCCAGGCAGCCACGGUACUCUGCUAAACAGGUUCCUUUAGCUGUUUUUUUUUUUCUGAGCAAGCUUGUUAGCAUUGACGCAGUCAUAGCGAUGGUACAAAGUGCCGCACAGUCGCGGUCUUUUGAGCUCCGGUGGCACUUUACUAUGACGUUGAACCAGAAUGGAGAUACUGUUCCUGUUUUCUGAUUUACUGCCGUUCAUUUAUCUGAGCACAGUAAUGUGAACCACAGCGAAGAUCUGACAUAUUUACUGACCGUUGUUGCACACAAACAACAAAAUUUGGGGAUAAUCUUGCAAUUUAUUUGCUGCAGUUUAAUGUUUCAGCACCUGCUGACUGCACAGUGAAUACACUCACGUUAUUGCCUUCCAGGGGCUGACCAGAACAGUCUAGAUGCAUUGCAGUUUUAUUUAUUCAAGAACAUAUUUUUUUUGUAGUACUAGUUUCUUUAGUGAUUGGAUGACCUACAUUCUCUAGACUCAGCCCUGAAAAGUAACUGCAGUCCUGACAUUUUUCAUGUAGGGAAAAAAAAUUUUCAUUGUAUAGAGGUACAAUAAGGUGAUAUCAUUUCUAUCAAUGCAUACAUAUGAAGAUGUUAAAGGUGCAUUAUAAGUUCCUGCAUGGUUUCAGCGCAAUUUAAUUUUUGUCUCAAAUCGUAGGCAUCUCUCCCUGAUUCGCUAGCUGCCUGCCUCCUGAAUACACUGAAAAAGCCCGAUCUCGGGAGACAACACAGGGCUCAUAAACUUCAAAUACUAGAUGCACAGGCUGUGCACCAAAAUACAACAAACCACACCAGCCAAUCACUGACAAGAUAGUUGGGGAGGGGUGGGGGUUAGUGACAGGUAAGUCAGUUAAGGCUGUUUUAUGGUUUAGUGGAGGCUACACGCAGAGCUUUCACCGUAGCCUAUGUAAGCGGCCUGAUGUUUGUACUUGUGCGCUGGUGUGUGCGGUGAGUGGGUGAUAGAGCGAGGGAGAAGUGAUUAGCUUUGGACACAGUGAGAGAGACAAUGUGUCUCCUCUGUUCUUUCUGACCACGGUGGGAAAUCUGUAGCAGAAAAAGUUAAACCUCUCCUUGAUUUCAUGUUUAUGGAGAAGGAGAACCAGGAAAUGAGUCGGGGGGGAAAUGCGACGCUACCAUGCCACGUCCGAGCAACGUGCAUCGUUGCGACGUGUAGUUUUUCCAGAGGUGCACGUCAGGCUACAGUGUACGGUCCGGCGUAGACGCAGAGGGGUCUGCGGGAGUGUGGGGGGGGGGUACGCCGUCGAUUCUACGCACAACCAUAAAACGGCCUUUAGUCAUGACAGUUGCAGAAACAUGGGGGGAGGGGCGAGUUUGUUCUGUUUUGUUUUGAAUUUAACAUCAACAGAAGCGACCAUACAGGAUCUCAUAGUGCACCUGUAACGCUUCAGAAAUGUUGCCAUGUAGCUACAAAAAAAAAAGAAAAUCAGUUUUUCCAAAGUAUUAACUGGGAAAUGGUUUGGUUAAAUGUGCAGAAGACUUUAACAAAGACAUCACACAUCAAUGUUCAAAUACUAUAGCUGGUUUAUAUUAAAAAGAUUUUUGCAUUGAUUAGUUUUGAAAAAUCCACUUAGGUUUUAGACUACUGGCUCUUUCCUGUUGAUUGUACAUGUGUAUAAAGUGUAAGUGCAUUUAUAGAUCAUGUUUACAAGUUGAAAGGAAACAUGCCUGCAACCUUUAUUUUUGCUCAGGCAAAAAAAAAAAAAAAAAAAUCACAUUUGUUGCUUGUUGCGUAGAUCAACGACGUUGUGCACUUUAGUAACAUCUUUUGUUCUCACUCAUUAACACAUUUGUGGAUACAACUGUGUUCACUCAAGAGCCAAAAUUUCCUGUCAUUUAUUCCAUAAGGGAAGUAGAGAAUAUUCUCCAGUUUAUGUUUGUUCACAGUAACGACGAUCUACCCUUGCGCAGUUUUAAAUAAUUAGCACACUGUGGGAAAUAGAGAUAUCAGUCCAAGCUGUGAAUGUGUAGCUGAUGCCUUAUAAAAUAUUCACACUACACACACUGAAUUUUCUGGCAGUGAAACUCCUUUAAAAUUUUCCAAAGUUCAUAAUAUAUUCAAAUAAGUUUUGUUUCACAAUUUUGAAUGUAAAUAUAUAAUUGUGUUGCUUUCUGAAGCUGCUGCUGUCCUGCCAUGCUGAAUCUGUGCCUUUCCCUUACAAUGUCUUAUUUUAUAUUUUUACUCAAGAUUCAGUGGCUAGAUCAGACUAUCAAAUAUUGACAAAAAUAAAUGCAGUUGUAAAUACCA